Parastagonospora nodorum SN15 is the source of this 2016-nucleotide messenger RNA. RefSeq lists its product as hypothetical. The record is from RefSeq and is a predicted model, not a curated record. NCBI's taxonomy places the organism in Eukaryota, Fungi, Ascomycota, Dothideomycetes, Pleosporales, Phaeosphaeriaceae. The transcript is spliced from 3 exons. Gene Ontology annotation, cellular component: nucleus; mating projection tip; cytoplasm. Gene Ontology annotation, biological process: septin ring organization; establishment of cell polarity. Bases 1 to 2016 code for a protein of 671 amino acids.
AUGUCGCCCGGUCUGCAUACUUCUUUGUCUGGCAGCCGAAGCCAUCCCACCCUCUCCUCACACCCAAACCAUCCCAACCACCCAAAGAACCAAGGACCCGUCGAAGCCAGCCUCGUCGAACUCGGCCUACUCGACCCCAGGUACCUCAGGAAGAAGACCAAACCGACCGUCGAAUUCACGCCGCCCGGCGACUCUGCCUACCGAUUGCGUCCCAGCUCGCGCAGUUCGUCUGCCCGCACCCCCAAGCCCUUCGCCGCCAGCAGCACCACCACCCUCGACUCGCACGCGCCGCCUCACUCGGCCAGAGGCAUGGCUGGCGUCAUGGACAUUGAGAGGUCGCGGACCCGCCGCGAGCGCACAUAUAUCAACAUGGAGUGCUGCGUGUGUGAAGAGAGCCUCGAGUACACACUGCGCGGCGAGCGCAUCCUGCAAUUGAGCUGCGGCCACGUCAGCCACGAAGCAUGCUUCUACGAAUACAUCCGCGAAUUCGAGUCUCAGCAAUGUCCCACAUGCAAUGCCACAUUGGGCCUCGACACCAGUCGUGGAGUGCAGAUGGACCUCGAGAAAUUGAGCAGCAUUGUACGCUCUGUCCAGAGCGACUCGUCCACAACAGCUCCCAGUCACCGGAGCGCAACAAACACACCAACUCCAUGGGACAACCAAACCGUAUCAUCACAGCAGCACCAUGCCGACCAUAUCAAUGGCCGUUCACGGAAUGGGAGCGACGCCUCUGCCCGCUUCGCACCCAACCAGGCCCGCCAGCGGGACAGCAGCCACAGUCGUGAUCGCGAUCGCGAUCGCAUCUCCGAGCGCAUCUCCGAACGCGCUCCAUCGCGGCAGCAUAUGCGUACUGAAAGUGGUGCCACCGGACACGCAUCCUCCAACAACGAUUACGUCCAGGACGGCCGGCGGCAUGACUACGACGUCCAAUCCACCGAAACCAGCCUGAGCAGUCCACGCGGCCUGUUGAAAAGCCCCAUCCCGCCUCCCACCGUCACAGUCCGGAGCGAAUUUCCAACUCUUUCACGGUCGCGGCAGCAGCAGAGCUUGACAUGUCUCAUCACCGUCGAGGUGACCGAGGGCAAGUGGCGCGCAGACCCAGAGGACAUGCGAGGCGUUGCCCCACCGCCCGUCCCUUCCAUUGCAAGUGCGACAGGAAGCUUCUCUCGCGGCAAGUCGCCCUCCAACGCCAGACAGUACGACUCGCCACAUGAAUCGACAGAGGCCUUGGACGAAAUCACCGAAGAUUUGCAUGCGCGCGUCGACAACUGGCAUGGUCUCGAUUUCUCGCGCUUCGGCAAGCUCCGACUGCACGGGCACAUUCGCGUUGGCAAGGACCGCCAAUCAUGGCAGGAGCUCGAGUGCUACCUGUUCUCGGAAAUGCUCAUCUGCGUGAAAGAGAAGAAAAUGGCUGCCCAUCCACAGUGGGACGGCCCAGCAGCACCCGCCGGCAAGAAGACGAAAUGCACACUCAAAGGCUCUAUCUUGAUCAAGAAGCAUCUCAACCAGGUCGAGCACUCCGCGGACGAGCUCAUACUUACCCUCAGCCUCUCUGUUGCCGAGCUUCCUUCGUUCCACUUGCAAUUUCCGGAUAGGGAGCAGCUCGAGCUAUGGCGACGCGCCUUGAUGGACAUCCGCCUCGACUUUCCGACCAGCAGAGCCAUGCACGACUACGACCAAGACUUCUGCGGCACUGAAGAGGACGACUACCGUAGAAGGCGACUCUCUUCUGUAAACUCAUCAUAUGGCGCAUCCCGGUCGACGAUGACCGCGCCCACUGAAUACACAAACUCCCGUGCUGGCCACCCUGAGCCUCGACUCGGCAACACGAUUCACGUGCCCAUUGAUGUUGUCGUCGUCAUACCCGUGUCUUCAUCGAUGCAAGGUCUGAAGAUCAAUCUGUUGCGUGAUACAUUGCGAUUUCUUGUGCACAAUCUUGGCGAGCGCGAUCGCAUGGGUUUGGUCACUUUCGGCUCAAGUGGAGGAGGCGUUCCGAUUGUGGGCAUGACCAGCUAA